CCAAAAGUGGUGAGGCAGCUCGCAACGAAUGGACCCACAAACUCCUCCUCAGCCAAGUAGAGAUUGUCUCUCCCAAUCUUAACACGUGGUUCCACACCCUGUAACUCCUCCUCCUCCUCCUCCUCCUCCAACCGUUUCUCUUCCAUUCCUUCCUUAUAACCACGUUGUCCACCCCCAUGUCCCCAUAUGUCUCUCUCCUCCCUACUUUAAAACCCCACCCCUCUCUCUAAAACCUCUUUCUCUCUCUAUAAAACCUCUCUGUCUCUCAUCAUUCACUGUGUCACAAUGGAGGGUGCAACAAAUUCCGGUCAGGAAACGGUGGACAUGUUCGAGAAGCCGGUUUUCGACAUGGGUUCUCUCAGAGAAAGUCUACCUCGCAAGAGGGGUUUGUCCAAGUUCUUUUCUGGCAAGUCUCAAUCUUUUGCGUCCAUUGGAGAUGUGGAGAGUGUGGAUGAUUUGAGCAAAGGCGACGACUGUGAUUCUCCAAGUUCUAAGAGGAGGAAGAGGAACAAAUACAACGUACACCACCAUCACAACAUUUUUCCUACACAACCCCUCAAUCAAAGCCUAAAUGGUUUUGUUGCAGAGCUUUACACAGUUUCUCUCCCUAGUUUUGCUCUCUCUUUCUAGUUUUGAUGAGGAGCUCUACACAUUGACCUCUAUAAAGCAUUGGGGUGUUACACUGAAGGAGUAAAAGGCCACGGGAUUUUUUUUUUUUUUUUUGUGGAGAGUGCUCAUGCCGUUUUGCAAAUAUUUGGUUCUUAUUUGUAAUUUUUUGGUGUUGUGAGAUAAGGAAAACAAAUAUUUUUUU
Messenger RNA from Amborella trichopoda, 811 nucleotides. NCBI's taxonomy places the organism in Eukaryota, Viridiplantae, Streptophyta, Magnoliopsida, Amborellales, Amborellaceae. The record is from RefSeq and is a predicted model, not a curated record.